Molecule: messenger RNA, 1179 nt
Organism: Thermochaetoides thermophila DSM 1495
Lineage: Eukaryota; Fungi; Ascomycota; Sordariomycetes; Sordariales; Chaetomiaceae
Exons: 4
Coding region: 1-1179 (392 amino acids)
Biological process (GO): siRNA processing
Cellular component (GO): nuclear RNA-directed RNA polymerase complex
Molecular function (GO): RNA-directed RNA polymerase activity
Source: RefSeq, a predicted model, not a curated record
AUGGGUGCCCCCCCCAUGUGGUUCUUGAACCUGCUGUCACGCGAAGUGCAUCGAUUACGCAGCAUCACCACCACAAUCUACAACACAGUAACUUUUAUUCGCCAGCAAAACACCGGUGACUGCUUCAAGCUCGACAAGUUCCUGCGCUACACCGAGCAAAUAGGCCUCGACUACCGACGGGAACCAUUUUUGCUCGGCGCUAUCGAGGCCAUCCUGCUCAAAGAACUGCGCCUGCUGAAGCACAAAGCACGUAUUCCCGUCCCCAAGGGCGUGACACUCUUCUGUGUGAUGGAUAAGACCGGCUUUUUACAAGGAGGGCCAAGUCUUUCGGGUGGUGAUCUCGACGGUGAUCUCUUCCAUGUCAUCUGGGAUCCUGCCUUAUUCAACGCAAAACCAAAGCUCGAAACAUUCGAGCCGGCCGACUACCCGCGCAUACCACCUCUUGAGCUGGAAGGGGAGAUUACCAUUCGCGACAUGGCCAACUUCUUUGCGGACUUUAAGACCAUCUUGGCGGACCCAGACUGCAUGAAACUUGCCAAACUGGCGUCGAGCGCUGUCAACUUGUCCAAGACGGGCCGGCCAGUCGACAUGACGCAGUUGCCCAAGUGCAGGCGAUGGAGACCCGAUUUCUUUGCGCCAGCGUCGAACCUGAAGAUACUGCACAAAUAUGAGAUCGAACUGGAACAAUACGACAUGGAUGACGACGAUAAGACUGGCGAGGAAGGUGACGAUACACCGAGGUGGAGCUGCGAAAUCUUCAUUACAGGCCUGCGAAUCGAUCGCGCAGACCACCCGAGCCAGCCUCUCAAAGAGCUCGAGGUCUUCGUCGGCUUCGUCAUGAAUAGAUCCGACAUCCAGACCCGCCGACAACGCGACGGCUCUCUCAAGCUCAAGGACGAGUUCGACCGCAUCACUGGCUGGGCCGUUGACGAGAUGCGCCGCCCAUUCAUCAGCGGCUAUACCAGCGAGCUGGACGCGAUCGAGUUUUGCAUUGCUUGUCUGUACGUCGGCUGUUUCGAGACCAAACAGCAGCACGGAGGGCACCGACGGGUGAACAAGACGAGUGAGAGCUCCAAGAUUGUGGCGGCGGCGACGCUCCUGCGCGAGUUGAAUGCUGUCGAGACGCGAAUUAGAGUUUUUCUCGCUAGUAGCUGUCUUUUCGAGAAGACUUCUGGGUAA